Messenger RNA from Gigantopelta aegis, 1338 nucleotides. Its product is annotated as limbic system-associated membrane protein-like. Bases 1 to 1338 code for a protein of 445 amino acids. The transcript has 8 exons. Gene Ontology annotation, cellular component: neuron projection. The record is from RefSeq and is a predicted model, not a curated record. Lineage: Eukaryota; Metazoa; Mollusca; Gastropoda; Neomphalida; Peltospiridae.
AUGAACGCGCUGACCACGCUGAUGAAGACGUCACGCAUGUUUACAGCGACGUCGUCCGUGAUGAUGGAAUACCUGGAGUGGUGCCUGCUGCUAUUUAAUCUCUUCAUUAUCUGCCCAGGUGCCCUAGUCAUUGAGCCCAGCUUUGACGUACCGGUCGUCAACGUUACAGUCAAGGAAGGAACCACAGCCAUUCUGCCUUGUUCAGUUAAUUUCUUAGGCCAGUACCAGGUUGUCUGGACUGACCAGUGGUCCAUGUUGUUGACGUUUGAAGAUCGUCGUAUAAUUGAUGACGAGCGCCUCAGCAUCGAGCGCCCGUACACGAAGGACUGGAACCUGCACAUCAGGAAGGUGAAGUACAAAGACCAGGGACUGUACAACUGUCAGGUGAACACGAGUCCCAUCAAACUGAAAACAGUCCACCUCAAAGUACAAGUUACUGCCAAAAUUAUUCCUCAACUGUCUUCAAACGACAUGACGGUAUUGGAGGGAGAUACGGUGACCCUGACCUGUAACGUGUCGGGUAUCCCCAUGCCGACGGUCACGUGGUACCGCCACACGUCUGACAAAGCCGACGACAGCGCCAAAGAGAGUGAGUUCUGCCCUGGCACUACCAAGAUCGGCACCAGCGGCGAAGUGCUCGUCAUACACAAUGUCAGUCGCUACUGCGACGGCAUCUACGAAUGUGAAGCCUUCAACGGUGUUCCGCCAAAAGCCACACGACUGAUCCGGGUAUCUGUAGAAUUUCCACCCGAAAUUCGUCUUCCAAAUAAGAAGAUUGGGCAGGAAAUGGGGAAGGAUACCAUAUUAGAAUGCAUUGUUUCCGCAAACCCUCAAGAAAUUACAGUGUGGAAGCGGAACGACAUGGAAAUCCACAAGAGUAUAAAAUACCGCGUGGAGAUUUACGAAGAGGGAGAUAACACCAUAACGCUUAGUCUGCGGGUGAGAAACCUGGACGAGACCGACUUCGGCAAAUACACCUGUACGGCGUCCAACAUCCUCGGCUCUGACGAAGAAAGCAUGAUUGUAUAUGAUUACUCCAUGCAUAAACUAACCACGCCCACAACGAUUAGAACGACUGAUGUCAUAGAGCGACAACCAAUCAUUAACAAGUGGAUGUACCCCGAUAUUUUUGUCAACGGAAGAGAGGAAAACGUCCACGAACACAUGCUGGACUGGUCAACAAUGGGGACUAAUAAAAAGAAUUUAAUAUACGGUGCAUCAGGGACAGCUCUGGGUUCACGGAACAGCAGUGGUUAUAGACUAUUGGCAUCUCGCAUGCUCAUUCUAACAUCAUGUGGAUUCGUCUUCCUCCGCCAGCUGAUUCUGAAGACAUUGUGA